Molecule: messenger RNA, 1084 nt
Organism: Ylistrum balloti
Lineage: Eukaryota; Metazoa; Mollusca; Bivalvia; Pectinida; Pectinidae
Product: zinc finger protein 429-like
Exons: 1
Coding region: 32-1027 (331 amino acids)
Biological process (GO): regulation of DNA-templated transcription
Molecular function (GO): RNA polymerase II cis-regulatory region sequence-specific DNA binding; DNA-binding transcription factor activity, RNA polymerase II-specific
Source: RefSeq, a predicted model, not a curated record
UAAGCAUACUAAAAACUUUCGUAAACAUAUUAUGAGUCAUGAUCCAGAAUUUGUCAGAAUGAGACAACAAACCCAUCUAUGUCAUAUCUGCGGUAAGAGGCUUCUUAAUUCAACAGAACUUAAUAUACAUUUGCGAUCGCACUUUAACAUCCUGUUGGACUCCUGUGAAAUUUGUGGCAAGUCCUUUCUGAGACGAUCCACGUUAAAUAGGCAUGUACGUACUGUGCACUCUAAAGAGCGAAGCUACAAAUGUGAACAGUGUGACAAAUCAUACACUGGAAAGUGUGCUCUACAGAGGCAUCAGAGAAUCCAUAGUGAUCCGUCUACACACUUUUCAUGCACUCAUUGUGAUAAAAAGUUUGCUCUCAAAUCUGUUCUUGUUGAGCAUGAAAUGACUCAUAGUCCAAUGCAAGGUAAAAUUUUCAAUUGCAGCAUUUGUCCAGCAAAGUUUUUUAAACCUUAUCUUCUGAAGCAGCAUAUGAGAAUCCACACCAAAGAGAAGCCAUACAUCUGUGAAUGUGGCAAAAGUUUUAGUCAAAAAGGCAAUCUGAAUGUCCACCAAAAAACUCAUAAAGGUUUCAAGAAGUUUCAGUGUACGCAGUGUGACAAAGGGUUUACCAGGGUAGAGUACUUACUGCGGCAUGAGGAAGAGAAACAUUCAGAAGAACCAGGACACUUGAAAAAGAAAAUUGAGCAGAGUUCAAACAUUCAGACUAGAUCCCCAUCUCUAGACGUUAAAUUGGCAUCUCAUAAUUUGAAAGCAAAGUUAUCACAAACUGGAAAUCCACCUUCCAAAAGAAAACAGAGCACAAAAAUGGUUGAAGCAAACAAAAUCAGUGUGAUUCAGACUGAUGAGGAACCAGUCAAAGAAGAAAUGUCUAUUGAGAUUAAAAGUUUUGGUGAGGAAUCUCUUAAAGAGGAAAUGAAUAUUGAGUCAAAAAACUGUGUAAAAUCCACUGUAGAGAAGACUAGUACUGUUAAAGAGGAGGAAACCACAAUUGAUCAGUGGAUAACAGGUCUAAAUUAAUUUUUCAAUUCAUUAAGACAGAGUUAUAGCAAUCAAAAGUUAGCACUUUGGUCCUUG